Colletotrichum godetiae is the source of this 1196-nucleotide messenger RNA. RefSeq lists its product as uncharacterized. Lineage: Eukaryota; Fungi; Ascomycota; Sordariomycetes; Glomerellales; Glomerellaceae. Bases 297 to 1076 code for a protein of 259 amino acids. The transcript has a single exon. The record is from RefSeq and is a predicted model, not a curated record.
UACCGUUUCUUUCGACCUCGUUCUCAUUUCCUUAACUUCAGUCUCUACCUUAGGGUACCAAGCCAUCCUACCAUCCGUUUCUAUUUUCAACCCUCCACUGCUCACAUUUACGUCGUGUCCACAGCGUCACGACGCCAAUGUGCUGGCAAUGCGGGCAACAAAAACAAACAUCAACUGAAGCAUGACGAGGAAGACUGGGAACAUGAGCUGAAUGCUUCUCUUAUGGAGGGGCCAUCCCUCUUUCCCCGGCUUUGCCAGGUCAGUGCGGCAAUGGCGGGAAAUCAGCCGUCGGCAACAUGUCUUCCUCGUCGUUGAUCAAUCUUCACACCACGCGGUCUUCCUUGUCGAAGCUUCAUCAUGAUGGCUGGCCCGUUCGUGUCACUCACUGCCAUCCCAUCUUCGACAAAGGCUGUGACGAGAAUCUGUACCAAAAAUCACUCAGCAUCCCAACAACAAGACUGAAGAAACUCAUCAAUUGCAAACACUCGUGGCAGCGUUGGCAAGGGAGAGCCAUGUCUCGAGAUACCAUGUGCCGAUACACGCUUGUUGGCAGACUGUCUCACGGCUAUCGUCUUGUGUUUCAACCCACUUCGUCCUACACACUCACUUCCUCAGCUUCUUCGAUAGUCGAGACACCUCACAGUCAGUACGGAGUACGGAUACGGAUGCUCGCCGUCCAAAUUGGUUCCCCUCAUUCAUCUGUAGUGAUGUUGAUGCAUUUUCUGGGGUACGGCCGGCACCCUCCCCGUCUGAACACGGUUAUCAAUACGGUUGUGGGCGACAGCUCGCAUGCUGGCUGGUGCAGGACGACCGAAAUCGGCAAGGUGGACAACGAUCAAUUGAGAGACGGGCAACAACCUGCACAGCGAGACUAUGUAUCCGUAUGUAUGGCAACUGGGCGUCGGUGUGAUUCUCUCACCACCAAGCUUGUGCAGGUACAUGUGUCCGCAGAGUCACACUGCAGCAGCGCCGCGUCUGUCGCAAUGGCGCGGCGCGAUACGGAUAUACUGGUUGCUUCUGCAGAGUGCAGCCAUGGACUUGUAGCCAUUGACAUCCGAGUUCCAACAAGACGAUGACACGAACUGUCAAAAUACGGACUUCCAUCAUCGUCAGCCCAAAAACAGAGCUCCAUAAGCCAAGUGAGCAUAAACAUGGUAUCCAUUCAGCGAAGAAACAUUCACAAACUGCCGAAUAGA